Messenger RNA from Xiphias gladius (swordfish), 2794 nucleotides. It is a transcript of the gene cpox, whose product is annotated as coproporphyrinogen oxidase. The transcript has 7 exons. The record is from RefSeq and is a predicted model, not a curated record. Gene Ontology annotation, molecular function: coproporphyrinogen oxidase activity. The coding region runs from base 199 to 1572 and encodes 457 amino acids. NCBI's taxonomy places the organism in Eukaryota, Metazoa, Chordata, Actinopteri, Istiophoriformes, Xiphiidae. Gene Ontology annotation, cellular component: cytoplasm; mitochondrial intermembrane space.
AAGCGGCGGAGAACGACAUCUCCCGUGUUGCGUCUGUCACUACCGCGGAACUACACGCCCCCUUGUCUCGAAGCACGACUGGAAGCACGUAUGCACAACUUCUGAUAAUGUUUUGAAUACUUAGUAAGAACACUGUAGCUGCCCACGACCGGUACGCAGUACUACGCACCGAGGAAGCAGCGGGUGUUUCUCUCAAAAAUGGCUACCAUCGUGUUUUGCACAGUAAACAAAACAGCUCUGACUACGGCCAGACAAUGUUUGACUAAACAUUUAAAGGGGUUUGCUAGUGCAAGACACUCGCAUCUGCCGUCUCCCUCCACUCACAGCCCGUCAGGGACCUUGCUAGCGAGAACGAGAUGGUUUUCCAGGGGCGCCGGGGUAAGGUUUAUGUCCCAUGGGACCGCAGGCAGAUCCGCAGCCGGACGAACCAGAAGGGGAGCCCUGGCGCUCAGCGGAGCUGCAGCAGUGACAGCAGCAGCUGCUGUAGCUGGGUUUUUCGCCAACGCUAACCACUUCCAGCGUGCGGAAAUGGCAACGAAAGUCUCCCAAGCCGCCGAGGAGAAGGAGCAAGAGGGGGACAUACUGGAGAGAUGCCGGGGGUUCAUGUCUCCUCCGGUAACUGACAUCAGCGUCCUGCAGGGAAGGAAAGGGGAGAUGCGUACGAGGAUGGAGAUGCUGAUCAUGGAGACGCAGGCCGAGUUCUGCAGAGCCUUGCAGGAUGUGGACGGCGGGACGUUCAAGGUGGAUCGGUGGGACAGGAAGGAAGGUGGAGGAGGAAUCAGCUGUGUGAUGCAGGAUGGAAAGGUGUUUGAGAAGGCAGGGGUGAAUGUGUCAGUAGUAUUCGGGAACCUGACCGAGGAGGCCGCCAGGCAGAUGACGAGCAGAGGGAAAGUCCUCAAAGGGAAAGAUGGGAAGCUGCCAUUUUGUGCCAUGGGUGUGAGCUCUGUUAUCCACCCCAAGAACCCCCACAUCCCCACAGUGCACUUCAACUACAGAUAUUUUGAGAUCGAGGAGGAAGAUGGCUCUAAGCAGUGGUGGUUCGGUGGAGGCACAGACCUGACUCCAGUUUAUGUUAAUAAAGAAGAUGCGUUUCACUUCCACAACACCCUGAAGGAGGCCUGCGACCAGCACCACCCGCAGUACUACCCUGAUUUUAAGCAAUGGUGUGACAGAUACUUCUAUAUCCGCCACAGAGGAGAGACUCGAGGUAUAGGAGGGAUCUUCUUCGAUGACCUGGACUCCCCGAGUCAGGAAGAAGCAUUCAAUUUUGUCAAGAGCUGUGCCCGCACUGUGGUGCCCUGUUACCUGCCUAUCGUAUACAAACAUCUCAAUGACUCCUUUACUGAUGAGGAGAAGGACUGGCAGCAAGUACGACGAGGCAGAUAUGUGGAGUUCAACCUGGUGUAUGACAGGGGAGUGAAGUUUGGCUUGGCCACGCCGGGCUCCAGAAUUGAGAGCAUCCUCAUGUCCCUCCCCCUCACCGCCAGGUGGGAAUACAUGCACGAGCCUGCCAAAGGUACCCAGGAGGCUGAGAUACUGGAAGUGUUACGAAACCCCAAGGAGUGGGUGUGACCACAGUUUAGGUUUACAUGGGAAAAUGCACAAAACAUUCAGAAAAACGUCUUUGUUGUAUUUGAUAAUUGUGUGACCUGUUUGACUAGAUCAGCAGCGGUUAACAUCACGAUUACCAAAAUAAUAUGAACUUGCUUUGCAAUUGCGUAGGAGUUUUUUAAUCUGUCCCGGUACUUUUCUCUUUCCUGUUUCCUAUUUUUUGUCAUAUCACCCUUGUUGAAAUUUAAUCACAGGGGAUUUUAAUAAUGUAAUGUAUGAGACAUUGUGUUGUUCAACUCAAUGAAUGAGCUUUGUGCCAAUGCUUACUGAAGUGCAAAGUAAAACAAGACCAGAUAAUGUAACUUCACAGGUGAACAUUGCACCUGCUUUUAGGUCAUCUCACAUUGAUGAUGUGCUACUUUUAAGAAGUGUUUGUGUCAAACUCUACUUGCUCUACUUGAAGCCAUCUGAGCUCUACUCUCCUCUGUGCUUCUUUAACAAGGCACUGAAAGGGAAAACUAGGUCAAACUGAGCCACUGUGUUUGUAUGUGUGGCACUACUUGUACCAAAUGUUAAUAAAUCUAGUUUUGAUGUGCAUCUGCUCACCACAAUGUGCUAUUCUUGACAGUCAAAGAUAGAUAAAAAGAUUUAACUGUUCCCGGUUGAGCCCCAUUUACACUGUGGUUGGUCAUUCAUUUGUGGUAAAUGAGUCACAUCCUGCUUUGUUUGAACAGCAGUAAAUGGUACUUGGAUUUUGGAUUAUGUCCCACAGAGAGGAUAAAUGUGGAUCACAGGCCAGGUGGUUCCUUUAGAGACAGAAGAAUAUCUCCAAAAAAAAUGUUCAUGAGUUGUAUCCUUUAAAAAUAAUUUAUAGCUAACAAUUAUAAUAAGUUGUGUAUUUUAAUACCUUUUACCCUAAUAUUCCACAGAAAACUUGAGUUAACCACUGAAAUCCAGGACCAAUUGUAAUGCCUUCAUUCUCGAUUUCUUGUGACUUUGCACACAUUUACCUUUUAUUCACUCUUUCAUGUAACUUUGUUCAGUCUCUCACAACUUUGAGUCAGUUUUUAGAGACUUAACAAAGCUCAGCGCUGUAUCAUUGUAUUGUUUGUAAAAUUAUGAUAUUCUGGGGACACAAGCAGGGAAGAGGAGAACCGUAGAAAACGUUCACCAUUAACUUAUACACGCAUUGGAUCAUAUUCUUGAGACACUGAAAGAAAUUAUGCAGAGCAUGUUCUGAAAU